UUCCCCGGUGACGCCGCCUCCGGCCCGAGAAGCGCUGGCGGCGUUGUGUUGGCAACCGAGGGAUGGUGAUGGCGGCGGCGGCGGCAGAAGAAGGCGACCCGGUCGAGCGGGGCCCUGGCGCCGUUUACCACAUGUUCGUCCUGAUGGAGGACUUGCUGGAGAAGCUGAAGCUGCUCAACUACGAGGAAGAGGCGGCGCUGCGGAGCCACAACAUGAGGCCGCCCUCCAGGCACUACUUUGCAUUGCCCAUUAACCCUGGUGAACAGUUUUACAUGUUCUGCACUCUUGCUGCCUGGCUGAUUAAUAAAGCAGGGCAUCCUUUUGAACAACCGCAAGAAUAUGACGACCCAAAUGCAACAAUAUCCAGCAUACUCUCUGAGCUGCGGUCAUUUGGAAGAUCUGUGGAUUUUCCUCCUUCAAAGUUAAAAGCAGGCUAUGGAGAGCAAGCAUGCUAUGUUCUUGAUUGUUUAGCAGAAGAAGCUUUGAAAUUUACAUCCUUUGCAUGGAAAAGGCCCACUUACCCAACAGAAGAGGUAGAAGAAGAAGCAAUAACAGAGGAUGAUGCUGAACUGACUCUGAAUAAAGUAGAAGAAAUAAUUGCGGAAGAAGAGACAGACAAUGAGGAAAACUACAUUGAUCUGAAUGUUUUAAAGGCACAGACUUACAAAUCGGACAUGAUUGAAUCAAAGCAAGAAGAGAUUUUAGAAUCCACAGUAGAUGCUGCUGAAUGGAACCUUGAGGUGGAACGGGUUCUUCCACAACUGAAAGUUACAAUCAGAACUGAUAAUAAGGACUGGCGAAUCCAUGUAGAUCAAAUGCAUCAACAUCAAGAUGGAAUUGAAUCAGCUUUAAAAGAUACCAGGGGUUACCUUGACAAACUUCAUAAUGAAAUCAGCCGAACUCUGGAAAAAGUUAGCAGUCGAGAAAAGUACAUCAACAACCAACUAGAGCAUUUGGUCCAAGAGUAUCGUUCUGCACAAGCCCUAUUGAGCGAGGCCAAAGAGAAAUACCAACAAGGAAGUGGAGGUGUGACAGAGAGGACUAGAAUUCUGUCAGAGAUUACUGAAGAAUUAGAGAAGGUGAAGCAGGAAAUGGAAGAAAAGGGCAGCAGUAUGACUGAUGGUGCUCCUUUAGUAAAGAUUAAACAAGCUUUGACCAAACUGAAACAAGAAACCAUUCAGAUGGACAUACGAAUUGGCGUAGUGGAACACACGUUGCUUCAAUCAAAGCUGAAAGAAAAAUCAAACAUGACUAGAGACAUGCAUGCUACUAUAAUUCCAGAUUCUUCCAUUGUCGGUACCUAUUAAAUUUGUUUGAUGUUUAUUUUUUUAAUGCUAUGUAAAUCAUUUUGUGAUAUGACAUAUACACACACACAUAUAUAUAAAACUAUGUAUGUCAUUUUACAAAGCCAUAAAUUUUGUUUUUAUACAUGCAGUAAUGUUCUGUUUCUGUAUGAUUUAUUAUAUAGCUUUUUGUAAGAAAAAUGUUAAUAAAAUUUCAUUAACAA
Molecule: messenger RNA, 1507 nt
Organism: Anolis sagrei ordinatus
Lineage: Eukaryota; Metazoa; Chordata; Lepidosauria; Squamata; Anolidae
Gene: IFT57
Product: intraflagellar transport 57
Biological process (GO): intraciliary transport; non-motile cilium assembly
Cellular component (GO): Golgi apparatus; centrosome; cilium
Source: RefSeq, a predicted model, not a curated record